GGCUACUUCCGCCUGUCUCCGCCCAGCAGCGCGCGCUUUGAGACCAGGGCCUCGGGCCCUGGUCCCGCGCGCUUGGGGGAGUGGCGCUCCUUUGGGCGCCUUCUGUGGUUUGCGAUUCCACCCCCAGACUCCCACAGCACGGUCACUUCCUUCUUUCUGCCCAGUCUAGUCACUCAUUCCCCACUGAGCUGGCUUUCCUUACGGCCCCUGGCCCUGUUCUUGCCCCAGCAUGACUUUUUUCAGGGCGCCGUUGUAGGAGCCUCCCGCAGGAGCUCUGUUCCCAUGAAGAUCCCACUGGUGACUCUCCAACCCCGCCACCAUGAACGGGGUCUUGAUCCCUCAAACGCCCAUCGCUGUGGACUUUUGGAGCCUGCGCCGGGCUGCCUCCGCCCGGCUCUUCUUCUUGUCCCACAUGCACUCGGACCACACCGUGGGUCUCUCUAGCACCUGGACCCGGCCCCUCUACUGCUCCCCAAUCACCGCUUACCUCUUGCACCGUCACCGACAGGUAUCUAAGCAGUGGAUCCGAGCCCUGGAGGUUGGUGAGAGCCAUGUCCUGCCUCUAGAUGAAGUUGGGCGAGAGACCAUGACUGUAACCCUCAUCGAUGCCAAUCACUGCCCUGGCUCUGUCAUGUUUCUGUUUGAAGGAUACUUUGGAACCAUUCUCUACACAGGGGAUUUUCGGUAUACACCGUCCAUGCUGAAGGAGCCAGCCCUGAGACUGGGGAAACAGAUCCAUACCUUAUACCUAGACAACACCAAUUGCAACCCAGCUCUGGUUCUUCCUUCCCAAGAAGAAGCUGCCCGCCAGAUUGUUGAGCUCAUUCGAAAGCACCCACAACAUAACAUAAAGAUUGGACUCUAUAGCCUGGGAAAAGAGUCACUGCUGGAGCAGCUGGCCCUGGAGUUUCGGACCUGGGUGGUAUUGAGUCCUCGGCGCCUGGAGUUAGUGCAGCUGCUGGGCCUGGCAGAUGUGUUCACAGUGGAGGAGAAGGCUGGCCGCAUCCAUGCCGUGGACCACAUGGAGAUCUGCCAUUCGGCUAUGCUGCGUUGGAACCAGACCCACCCUACCAUUGCUAUCCUCCCCACCAGCCGGAAAAUCUACCGUUCCCACCCCGAUAUCCACAUCAUCCCUUACUCUGACCAUUCCUCCUACCCUGAGCUCCGUGCCUUUGUCGAAGCACUGAGGCCGUGCCAGGUGGUGCCCAUUGUCAGGCGACAACCCUGUAGGGACUACUUUCAGGACAGCCUGAGCCCCAGGCUCUCUGUGCCUCUGAUUCCAGACUCUGUACAGCAAUACAUGAGUUCCUCCUCUAGAAAUCCAAGUUUUCUCUGGCUAUUGUUAGAAAGGAAGCUAAAGAGACUGAGAACCCAGGGUGUCGUGUUUGAAUCCCUUGAGGAAAAUGCUGAUCACUCGCAAGCUGACAGGGACUUGAAGAAGACCAAGAAUGAGAACCUUUCUGGGGAGCUUGAGAAGCGGCCCUCCCACCAUCCUUUGAAGAUCAAGAAGCAGCCGUUCCCGGACGUCCGCAACAAAGAAUGGGAGGGUGCAGUCCCUUCCUCCGAGUCCCAGAAGAUGGUGACUGUAUUGACUGCCCCCUCGGGUUUUUCAGUGCACUUAGGGUCUACAGAUAAAGAAUUUUCCUCUCCGGAAACUGGGGAGGAAAUCAGUGUAGGGCCCUACUUGGUACCCAGGGGAGACAAUGCGGGCUCAGCAGCCACAGGGAACCAGAGAGCCUGGAUGGGCCAGGAUUCUCCCCAGUCUCACAGCAGCAAGGCUGCCCCUCUUCUGGCUCCUGAGUACAGGGGCCUGGCACUCAAAUACCUUCUGACUCCAGUGAACUUUCUCCAGGUAGGGUUCUCUUCCAGGGGCUUUGACCAGCAAGCGGAAAAAUACCAUCAACUCUUGCUCAAGUACAGACAGGAGAGUACAGAAUGACAACCUUGUUUGAUCCAACACUGCACUUUUUUAAAAAAAAUUCAUCAAGAGUUGUUUAUUUUCAAAGUUAGCACUCUUUGUAUUUCUACCACUAACAAAUGGGCAGUGCCACAUCAACACUGCACUUUUUUUUUUUUUUUUUUUUUGCGGUACACGGGCCUCUCAGUGUUGUGGCCUCUCCCAUUGUGGAGCACAGGCUCCGGACGCGCAGGCUCAACGGCCAUGGCUCACGGGCCCAACCGUUCCGCGGCAUGUGGGAUCUUCCCGGACCAGGGCACGAACCCGUGUCCCCUGCAUCAGCAGGCAGACUCUCAACCACUGCACCACCAGGGAAGCCCAACACUGCACUUUUGAAGAUAGUGGCUGAUGGCUUAUUUGGGGCCUUACUUUUCUGUGGUACAUGCCCACCCUGUAACAAGACUUCUCAAAGCGUGUUCAUUGGAAUCCUAGUGUCUAUGGAAUCCUUAGUUCUAUAAUUGACUUGUGUUUAAGAAACACUUUACAUUAUAACCCCUUUACAGUAUAUGUGAGCACAUUAAAUGUUCUGGGAAGUCCUGCAGUAAUUUAAUCUGUUUAACUUUGUUUAACCCAGUAUUUCUCCAAACUUUUUUUUUUUUGGCUGUGUGGCAUGCGGGAUCUUAGUUCCCUGAUCAGGGAUCGAACCCGCGCCCCCUGCAGUGGAAGCAGAGUCCUAACCACUCUGCAGACUUUGUGAACAUGCAGUUCUCUUGUGUGGCUGCAGAAAGAGAUAGAGUCUGAUCAAAAAGGACCAGUUUAUUCCCAUUGUUUUGUGUGUCAUGUGUCAUUCCCCAUGUCCCCUUCUGUCUCUUCCUAGAUAAAAGUCCCUAGGUAGUUCUGUUUUUUAAUUUAGGAACUGUGGUGCAGGAGGAUAAAGUGACCCAGGCAGCACGUUCCAAUCCUGAAGGGCACUGAUUUGCUGUGACCCCAUCCAAGUCACUUCCUGUCUCUGCCUCUGGGAGGGAACAGGAAGUGAUGAAGAUCCUUGAAAAACUGGAGAAAAUUUCCACCUCUGCCUCCGUGAGAGUUUGCAGUUAGUGUCCCUGAGGACCUACCUGGAAGACAGCCAGCUGGGGGACUGGGCACCCCUCACCAAGGCAGUAUCUGGAACCCAGCCAAACAUUAGGCUUAGAGUAAGAUGGGCCUCCCAGCUGCCUAGAGGCCCUGACUAUUUGGCUGAAAUAAGGUUACAAAAGAUCAAAUGUGCUGCCAGAUCGUCUUGAUUGUUCACACAGCUGGGAUAUUUGCUGCCCCCCUCCACCCAGUAUCCCCCCCUUCCAUCCUUGGGUUGAGUAGGGAGCUGGAGGACAUAGCCUGUUUGUUUCAGUAACCAGGGCAGAGACGAAGGAGCCAGCUGGUGGAAGGGGUGAGGGUGUGCAGUUCUGCCCUGACCUUCUGCUCACAGCCUGACAAAAUGCCAAACCAAUAUGCAGGACAGCAGAUACCACAGUCACAGGGGGCACAGGCAUGUGGAGCUGGGCACAUGGAUAAAAACAAUGAAGAAGCCUCUGAUUCUUGUCCAGGGGGCUGGAAAUUGUCUACUUCUGGAGGAAAAUAUAAAGAGUUUAGAAAGCAAAAUAAGGCCUUUCUCUUGGGCAAGCUGUAUACAGCUCUGUUUUGUCAGUGACCUUCACUGUAAGCCUCCCAUGGGCCCACUAGGAGCCAUAGCAGGUGAGGCAUGUGGGGUAGCAGGGGACAUGGGCACUGUCCUGGGCUUGAAUCCAGGGUACCUGGGCAAAUAGAGAUAUCAGGCUUCCAUAGCAGAGCCUCAGUUUCUCAUCUGUAAACCAGGGACUCUCCUGAUUGCUUUGGAGGUUAGAGAAUUGGUAAAAUUCCUAGCUCAGUGCCUAUCACAUGAUGGAUAUUUUAAAUAUUGGUUCUCUCAGCCUCUGGUUCUUUAAAAAAAAAUUAUUCUCUAUAUAAAAUAAGAAACUUUGGAAGUCAUACAAAAUAUAAAGAAAAAAUCAGAAUUCCUCCAUGUAGAUCAAUUAUUUUCUUCUAGUCUUUUUCUGUGCAUGUAAAUAUAUUAAAUAUAUAUAUUUUUUUCCAAAUUGGGGUAAUAAUGUAUAUAGUUUUAUAUCCUGCAUUUUACUCUUAAUAUUUUAAGCAUUUUCUCAUAUCAUUAAAUAUUAUUCAAAAUGUCAUUUUAAUAGUUGUAUAAUACCCUAUCAUAUGGGUAUACCUUAAUUAAAACUAUUUCUGUUUUAUUCAACAUUUUGUGUGCUCUUUUUUUCACAAUUACACAUAUUACAAUGGACAUUCUUAUGCAUAUAUCAUGGCAUUUGUGUUUAUUUUCUUGGAGUAAAUUACUGGAAGUGGGAUAACAGUUUUAAGUUUUUAAAAUUUAUUUUAUUGAAGUAUAGUUGAUUUCCAGUGUUGUGUUAAUCUCUACUGUACAGCAGAGCGAUUCUGUUAUAAAUAUAUGUACAUUCUUUUCCAUUAGGUUGAAUAUAGUUCCCUGUGCUAUAUAGUAGGACCUUGUUUAUCCAUUCUCUAUAUAGUAGUUUGUAUCUGCUAAUCCCAACAGUCUUAAGUUCUUGAUGCAAAUUGUGCCCAGUGCCCUCCAGAAAGGUUUCCUUACUAUCCUUUCUGCAGAAGAGGAUAGCAUUAAAAUACCUUGAAGACUCAUUAAGUUCAAAUGGUGUCAUUAGAAUGGUACGUAGAAAAUCAUCUUGUGUGCUACAUUAAUAUUUACUAAGCUGUGUGGGCAAGGCUUAGCCUGACUUCAUCUGGGAGCCUCUAGCUGUCUCACUUCUGUUCUACUCGAAGGUGGCUGGGAGAGAUAAGGUAGGCUUCAGUACAAGGGCCCCCAGAUGGGAGUUAUCUUCUAGCAACAAGGAAACCUGUCAACUCUUGGCACGUGCUGUGUCACACGUAUUCCUAUAGAAUACCUUCCAUAUAGAAGCGGGAUCUAUAUGAAUUCAAAUGGGGGGGUGGGAGGUAGAAGCAAAGGGCUUUGAGGAAUUUAGUUGUUGGUGGCAUGUUUUUGUAUUAAUAAUGGGAAGGGACUUCCCUGGUGGCGCAGUGGUUAAGAAUCCCCCUGCCAAUGCAGGGAACAUGGGUUCGAGCCCUUGUCCGGGAAGAUCCCACAUGCCGCGGAGGAUCCCACAUGCCGCGGAGCAACUAAACCCGUGCGCCACAACUACUGAGCCUGCGCUCUAGAGCCCGCGAACCAUAACUACUGAGCCCGCAUGCCACAACUACUGAAGCCCGCACUCCUAGAGCCCGUGCUCUGCAACGAGAAGCCACUGCAAUGAGAAGCCUGCAAACCACGACGAAGAGUAGCCCCCACUCACUGCAACUAGAGGAAGUCCACGCAUAGCAACGAAGACCCAACGCAGCCAUAAAUAAAUAAAUAAAUAAAAUUUAAAAAAAAUAA
Molecule: messenger RNA, 5336 nt
Organism: Orcinus orca (killer whale)
Lineage: Eukaryota; Metazoa; Chordata; Mammalia; Artiodactyla; Delphinidae
Gene: DCLRE1B
Product: DNA cross-link repair 1B
Exons: 4
Coding region: 320-1939 (539 amino acids)
Biological process (GO): double-strand break repair via nonhomologous end joining; protection from non-homologous end joining at telomere; interstrand cross-link repair
Molecular function (GO): damaged DNA binding; 5'-3' DNA exonuclease activity
Source: RefSeq, a predicted model, not a curated record